GUAAGAACUAUAUAAAGAGCUUGGAAUCUAGAUGUCCCAAGGUGCAUUCAAGAAAGACCAUUUCCUCUUUUUCCACAGGGUAACAAACAUGAACACCCUUUUUCUUUGUGUGCUCUGCGUCUCGCCGCUAAUCUUUGCCUUUGCCUCUGGAAACAAACCGCCCCCAGGGGCAUGCACAAAAGGAAAACAACAAAUAUGUGUUCGGAAUGCAACUUGUGUAAACAAUCAAUGUGUGUGCAACCCCGGCUUGAAAGGUGAUGGUCGCUUCGAGUGUGUCCAGAAAGACGAACACGUGUGUCAAGUAACGGCCGACCCACGUGACUACGCUUUCGAAGGAGGCAGAGCUCGCAUUUAUAUUCCCUGUAAAUAUCGUCUAACAAAGUUCAUGACCACCUUCCGCAACUCACAGUCUAAGAUGAGAUUCUGCGAGUUCGAGGCUUUCAGCUUCGGCAAGAUUGUUGAUGGACAUAACUUUGUUGGCGGACUUGAAGUUAAAGUGUUUGUCUACGACAGCGAAACUCAACAAGCCUAUCAGAGAGACUUUCUCAAGUUUGAGAUCGAUUCGGCCGGAAUUGCUAGCGAGGGCCAUCGUCUCCGAUGGGGCAGCUCGCAAUCGGCUUCAAUCUUUCACGGAGUCGGAAUCGUGUGUAAGUUCGACAUAGAAGAGAAAUUUGCCAUCUUGGACGUCAAGGACUGUGGAGUUCGCUUCAAGUUCCGGUCUUACAACCCCAGGAACCCCGCCAACAAGCAGCACUUGAUGCCAGGACUGUCCAUUAAAGUUCCUGCCACCGCCAUCUUCACUACCAAUGAAAAGACGGAAAGUUUUCCUAAUGUUCUGUGCGGUCGACCAUCACCACAAGACGACAGCGAGAUCUUCAACAGGGAAUUAGUUCGGCUAAAACUGGAUAAACGACAUCAGGUUAUGCUUUACACCAUAUUGGAGCAGAGACUGAAUCAGACUCUGAUAGCUAAUCAGUCCCAACUUCUUCCAUAUGGUAACGACUGCAGAAAUAGUUUUCAACUGUUUAAAACCUGUCGCCAUAAGAGCUUGGCAGUAAGAGCAUGCAGUGGAGUGGUCAAGAACACCAAGACGGUCAGAUGUUUAGGAACGAUGGUCAUGGCCAUCUUCAACCACUGCCUGUCCCAGGUGUGUGGAGGGUCUCUGUGUAACCUCGACUUUGAGGCCACGUACGGAUGUCACGCGCCGUUGACAUUUACCCAAGAGAAGAAAAAGAACUGUUAGAAACAGAUUUUCUUCAGAGCUUCUUUGUUUGGACUCACACCUGACAGAAAGGGAAAAAACUUGAGUCUGC
Pomacea canaliculata is the source of this 1313-nucleotide messenger RNA. RefSeq lists its product as uncharacterized. Lineage: Eukaryota; Metazoa; Mollusca; Gastropoda; Architaenioglossa; Ampullariidae. The coding region runs from base 32 to 1243 and encodes 403 amino acids. The record is from RefSeq and is a predicted model, not a curated record. The transcript has 8 exons.